AUGUCCGGACUACAUGGUGUGGAAACCAUUGAACUGACGACGGGCACGGUUGCCGUGCAGACCGUCUCCACGGCAGUGAUUGGCCUCGUGGGGACAGCGCCGGACGCCUCCGGCGGUGUGUGUGCUUCCGGUACUGCCGGAUCAUGGUUGUUGAGUUCCGCGCUGGAUUUUACAGCGAAAAAAGCCGGGCGGUCCGGCAAUGAGAUUUCAGUUGUGGCCAACGGAAGCACGCAGCAAAACGCAGAGACAACCGCGGCUCUGGAGGGAAACACCCUGACGAUCACACUGGGCACAGAUGAACAUGGUGAGACGAAUGCCACUGCAUCACGUGUGAAGGAGGUUGUGAAUGCGCUGGAGGAUUCACCGGUGAUGGCCGAUACCAGCAUGCUGAAUGCAGAUUCUGUCGGGGAAGGAGUGGUAUCUCCCUUUACCCUGACGUUGUCCGGCGGUGAGGAUGAGGCAUUUCCGGUUAAUACGCCGGUGGUGGUGGCGGGGGCACUCACGCAGGCCGGAAAGCUGGGGGCUUCCGGAACGCUGUAUCCUGCCCUGCGCGAUAUUUUUGACCAGACCGGUGCGCUGGUGAUUGUGGUACGCGCGGAAAGCAAACCGAAAGCGAAGGAGACCGAACAGCGUGCCGCAGUGAUUAAGGCCAUGGAAGCUCUGACGAAGAGCAAAGGCGUAACAGGCUACCAGCCGCGUAUUCUUGUCGCCACCGGCUACAGCGAGGAUGAUGGUGUGGCAAAGGCGCUGGAAACGUAUGCCGCGAAACUGCGGGCUGUUGCCUAUAUUGACUCCCCAUCAAUGGCAACGCCGCAGGAUGUGGUUCAGCGCCGGACGUUAUUUGGUGGGCGUGUUGAACUGCUUCGUCCGCGUGUGUCGGUGACGGAUGACAGCGGACAAACAGUGUUUCGCCCGUAUUCGGCACGCGCAGCCGGACUACGUGCCCGUAUUGAUUAUGAAAAAGGAUGGUGGUGGUCCAAAUCAAAUCAGGACGUGAUGAAUAUCACCGGUCUUGAGCAGGCGGAUACAUUUAUUCUCGGGGAGCAGAACUGCACGGCAAACCUGCUGAACAUGGAAAACAUCUCCACCAUUAUUCGUCAUGACGGUUUUAAACACUGGGGUAACCGCCUGUGUACAUCUCACAGCCAGUUGCGCUUUGAGUCCGUGCGCCGUACGGCUGAUGUGAUUGAAGACAGUGUUCAGGAAUCCAUGUUGCCUUAUGUUGACCGUCCGAUUGAUCGGGAUGUAGCGGACGAUAUUCUCGGCAGUAUUAAUGCCUACAUGCGCCAGCUUAAAAAUCUGGGCGCGAUCCACGGUGGUAGCGCAUGGCUGAACGACGAACUGAAUACAGCAGAAACCCUGGCUGCCGGGCAGUUGUAUAUCGACUAUGACUUCGGGCCGAAGUCACCACUGGAACGCCUGACGCUGCGGACAAUGAUCAACAAUAAACUGGCACGGGAGGAACUGACAGUAUGA
Cooperia oncophora is the source of this 1476-nucleotide messenger RNA. Lineage: Eukaryota; Metazoa; Nematoda; Chromadorea; Rhabditida; Trichostrongylidae. The record is from the annotation of a GenBank genome assembly.